Molecule: messenger RNA, 684 nt
Organism: Paramuricea clavata
Lineage: Eukaryota; Metazoa; Cnidaria; Anthozoa; Malacalcyonacea; Plexauridae
Source: the annotation of a GenBank genome assembly
AUGGGAAAAACUAGCAGCAGUGAAACUAUAAGACUAAGGGAGGGCAAAAAGAGAAAGGAAGAGAAAGUGCGCGAAGAGCGUUCAAAAUAUUAUCAAGAGAACAAAGAAAGCAUCAACCGUAAACGUCGUGAAAAGCGACAGAAAGCCAAGGAGUUAAAGGUUGCCAAGCAAAACGUUCCUGAUGGUGAAACAAGCGUUACUGAUAACAGUGCGACAAAAAAAUACGACUGGGCGCUAUAUAAACGGCGACAACGGGCAAGGGCCAAAGAGGAGAUAAAGCGAAAAGAGGAAACGUCAAGGGCCACAAAAUUCAAACGCAGUAGCGAAGUGUCUGGUCAGUCUGGUAACAAAAUUUUCCCGACAAGAAUGGCUAAAAAGCGGAAAGUCGAUUUAGUAAGAUCGCAGCUUCCUAAAAGUCCAGCGAAGAGAAUAGCUGUCGUGGCUGCACUAAUCGAAAGCCCAACAACGAGGAAAGGACUUGAGAGCAAAGGUCUCGUUGUUUCAGGGGGAAAAAGUGAAGAAGCUGAAGUUGCUGUUUCUGCGUUGCGCGACGCGCGAGAUGCCAUUAGCGACACAAAAGGUCAACGAUCUAAUGACUCUUGGGCAGCUACUAAGACAGCUCAUGGCUUUCUUUGUGAUGAAACAAUUCAAAAGAAACGUAUGAAGACAAAAUGCUUAAUAUAA